Messenger RNA from Hemiscyllium ocellatum (epaulette shark), 5339 nucleotides. It is a transcript of the gene map3k15, whose product is annotated as mitogen-activated protein kinase kinase kinase 15. Gene Ontology annotation, biological process: protein phosphorylation; MAPK cascade; cellular response to stress. The record is from RefSeq and is a predicted model, not a curated record. Bases 107 to 4084 code for a protein of 1325 amino acids. Gene Ontology annotation, molecular function: ATP binding; MAP kinase kinase kinase activity. The transcript has 28 exons. NCBI's taxonomy places the organism in Eukaryota, Metazoa, Chordata, Chondrichthyes, Orectolobiformes, Hemiscylliidae.
GCUCUGCAGCUUGAACAGGCAGAUGUGACUGGGUGACUUAGGAGAGGUCAAUCCCCUCCACUCAACUUUAUUCUGCAGUUCAGUCCUGGGACAAGCCAGCGUCCGAAUGCUGCAACAAGAAGUAGUGGAAGGGAAGAGGAUGAAGAAGAGCUGCUCGUCCCGGUCUCUGUGUGCUGAGCUGGGCCAGGGGUCAGCGUGCUCCCGGGAGCAGCAGGGAGCAGGCAGCAAGCGGCAGCAGCAGCAGCAGGGGGCUGGCAGCGGCUCGGAGGAAUGCUCGCUCAGCUCGGCGGUGCCCCGGUCACGGCGGUGCCCGCGGGCUGUCUGUGUACUCAAUGAGACCGCCAAACCGAACAGUCCCGGGUGGGGAGCGCUGCAGUGCCUGGCUACAGCGUGCAGGAGCCGGGAGACCGAGCUGCUGAAACUCCCUUUCGGCAAACUGGACUUCGGGGAGACCCCAGUGCUUGACUCUUUUUACAAUGCAGACAUUGCUGUGGUGGACAUGAGCGACGUGUUCCGGCAGCCAACUCUGUUUUACCAUCUGAGUAUACGAGAAAGCUUUGGCAUGACAAACAGUGUCAUUCUCUACCACAACACUGACCUGGAGACUGCUCAAUCACUCAAGGCUGCCAGCAGAAGCUAUCAUUUCAUCCCCUACGUGACAACCACCAACAACGAUUACCUGUGCUGUGAGAAUGAUUUUCAACGGAGAGUCUCUGAGUACUUGCAACCAAAUUGGGACAUCUUACUGGGACCUUUCUGCCAGCCAUUGGUGGAGAAAUUUACCAGUCUUCUAAAAGAUAUUGAAGUUACCCCUUCAUGCACAUAUAUCAAGGAUACUCUGCUGAGUGACAUUCGAAAAUUGAGGGAGCGAUACCAAGGAGAUGAACUUGCCAAACAACUCACUGGCAUUAAGCAACGUAUCGAAAGCACGGAGGUUGUCACGCCUGACGUUAUCACAAACUUGCUUUUCUCAUACAGGGACAUCCAGGAUUAUGAUGGUAUGGUCAAGCUGGUGGAAACUCUGGAGAUGUUGCCGACCUGUGACCUGGCUAAUCAGCACAACAUCAAAUUUCACUAUGCAUUCGCACUGAACAGGAGGAAUCACCCAGGUGAUAGAGAAAAAGCCUUGAAUAAGAUGCUUGAAGUCCUGAAUUCAUGUGAGCAGCCUGCCCCUGACAUGUACUGCUUGUGUGGAAAAAUUUAUAAAGACCUCUUUCUUGACUCGUACUGCAAUGAUAUAGUGAACCGGGACAGUGCCAUAGAAUGGUAUCGCAAAGGCUUUGAACUCCAACCAACCUUGUACUCUGGGUCUAAUUUGGCCAUUCUCCUAAUUGCAGCUGGUCAGCAGUUUGAAAGCUCAAUGGAGCUGAGAAAAAUUGGCAUGCGACUGAACAGUCUGUUGGGUAGGAAAGGAAAUCUGGACCAAAUGAACAACUACUACGAUGUGGGCCACUUCUUCAUAGUCAGUAUGUUAGCCAAGGACGUCAACAAGGCAGUGCAAGCAGCUGAGAAGCUCUUCAGACUCAAGCCCCCUUUUUGGUACAUGAAGUCAUUAGUUCAGAACCUGAUCUUGUUGCAGCAAUUCCAGAAAAUCAACAGUGAUUAUUCCCCAAAACAGGAAUGUCUCAACUUCUGGAUGGACAUCAUUGUGGAAGCAACAAGGACCAAUAUCUGUGGAUUACGUUUUCCAGUUUUGAUUCUUGAACCAACAAAUGUCUACCAGCCAUCCUAUGUUUCCAUAAACAGUGAAGCAGAUGAGAAAACCGUUUCCAUUUGGCAUGUCUCAUCAGAGGAAAUGAAAGGAAUUCAUGAAUGGAAUUUUACAUCCUCAUCCAUUAAAGGUAUAAGCAUAUCGAAACAUGAUGAGCGUUGCUGCUUCUUAUAUGUCCAUGACAACUCUGAUGAUUUUCAGAUCUCCUUCUCCACAGAAGCUCAGUGCAGCAGGUUUAGUUGCUUGGUAAAAGAAAUGAAUGAUGAAGCAGCCAGUGCUGGGGAACUGGAGGGUGACACUGAUGGAGACACACUGGAGUAUGUAUAUGACUAUGAAGAGUCUGAAGAAAGGGUGGUGUUAGGCAAAGGCAAAUAUGGAGUGGUGUAUGCAGGACGGGACCUCAGCAAUCAAGUAAGAAUAGCAAUUAAGGAAGUACCAGAGAAAGAUGGCAGGUACUCUCAGCCCCUUCAUGAAGAGAUUGCUCUCUACAAGUGCCUUAAGCACCGCAAUAUUGUCCAGUAUCUUGGUUCAGUUUCUGAAGAUGGCUACAUCAAGAUUUUUAUGGAGCAAGUGCCAGGAGGAAGCCUUUCUGCACUCCUCAGAUCAAAGUGGGGCCCAUUGAAAGAUAACAUCUCUACCAUUGUGUUUUACACUAGACAGAUCCUGGAGGGCCUCCAAUUUCUCCAUGAGAACCAGAUUGUGCACAGAGACAUCAAGGGAGACAAUGUUCUUGUAAACACAUACAGUGGAGUGGUGAAGAUCUCAGAUUUUGGAACAUCCAAACGAUUGAUCGGAGUGAAUCCUUGCACUGAAAUAUCUACUGGAACACUACAAUACAUGGCUCCUGAGAUUAUAGACAAAGGCCCUCGAGGUUAUGGUGCCCCCGCCGAUAUUUGGUCUUUGGGCUGCACCAUUAUUGAAAUGGCUACAGGGAAGCCACCAUUCUAUGAAUUAGGGGAACCCCAAGCAGCCAUGUUUAAGAUUGGAAUGUUUAAAAUCCAUCCUGAGAUCCCAGAAUCAAUGCCAGCAGACGCAAAGACCUUUAUUCUUCGCUGCUUUGAGCCCGAUCCCUGUAAACGAGCUACAGCGGCAGAACUCCUUCGAGACCCUUUCCUUAGGAAGACCAACAGCGGCAAGAAAAAUAAAAUUGCCUUUAAGCCAAGUGAUCAUAGUCUCAGCAUAUCGCUUCCUAUCACCUCCCAGAGUGAAAACCUGGGCAGCAAUGAAAGUGAUCAUGGAUCAUUGUCACCAGACUCUGAUGCAAAGCAUGAUAUUUUCUUUGAGAGAAAUGGGAAACCAAAAGCAGAAAAUCUGAACCGUGUUUUAGGGUCUCCGAGUAUCCCUGAUGUACCUUCGUCCUCUAAAGAUCGAAGCAGUCCAGUUUCUUUCGAUGAGAUAGACACAGGCCUCUUCCUGUUGAAGAAAGACAGUGAACGCAGAUCCAUUCUUCAUAAAAUCUUGAUUGUGGAUGAGAAUCAGGUUGUUUCCAACCUGCUGGAAAGUCUGACACAGGGGCACGAAGAGCUUAAGCUGUCAGUUGACCACAUUAAACAGAUUAUUGGUAUUUUGCGGGAUUUUGUUCGUUCCCCAGAGCGAAGAGUGAUGGCCAACACCAUCUCCAAAAUCAAACUGGACCUGGAUUUUGAUGGUAUCUCCAUAAACCAGUUUCAGCUGGUUCUGUUUGGUUUUCAGGAUGCGAUUAAUAAGGUUUUGAGACACCAUCACAUAAAGCCUCACUGGAUGUUUGCAAUGGAUAACAUUAUCCGCCGUGCAGUCCAAGCGGCAGUCACCAUUCUCAUCCCAGAGUUGCGCUCUCAUUUUGGCACUACCUCUGAGGGAGAAGGGCUGGACAAAGAUACAGAUGAGGUGGAAGAGCCCAUGUACCUACAGGAAGAGGAAUCUGAAAACAAGGACCCUCCUGUUACCCCAAAAGCGAGUACUUUUAGUUCACUCGCAUCGCAAGACUUUCAGCACCUACAAAAUCCUCUGAGUGUGCAGCUGAGAGAACUGAGAGUGGAGACUAACCGGCUUUUGGAAGACUUGCUCCAGAAGGAGAAAGAGUAUCAGAAGCUUCUUCAGCAAACACUUGAGCAGAUACAGCAGGAUGUGUAUCUUCUUCAGUUGAAAUCCAAACCAACAGUUCCUUCAGUGCCAGACCCUCCUGAUCAUCACAGAAUGGAUCGAGAGCUUACUGAAUGGCUUCAAGAGCAAGGAGCAGAUCCGGUUACAAUAAACAGGAUGUGUGCAGAAGGUUACACGUUGUCUGAUGUGUUGAAACAUAUCACUAAAGAUGAUUUAAGAAGCCUACAGCUCCGAGGAGGACCCAUUUGCCGAAUCUGGAGCGGUAUUUUAAAGUUCAGGAAAGGAGUCUAAUCUUCCAGACUGCUAUUUUUAUGACACAAGUGACCAAAGCUGCUAUUCUACUGAGUAAUUAUGUAUGUAUUGUGUAUUUGCAUAGAUUUAUCUGGAUGUGUACUGUGGAGGACCUUGGGUAUGAUACAAAUUGUAAUGUUAUGUAAUUUUGAGAAUCAACAUUGAAAGCAGUCACAUAGUGGAUUAGCAAAUGAUCCGUGAGAAGUUAAUCACCUCAAGUUGACUCAUUCUGACAAAUAGUAUUUACCUCCUUCACCUAAAAGCAUUGAGACUACCACCAAGUACCAAAUCAACUAUAGUUCCCUGUUCCCAUUCUAUGACAGGUGAUGUCGUCAUUUAAUUGCUCAUUUCACUUUUAAUUAAAGAACAGGUAAUGUAUUUUAAUCAAUAAAUCAAAGUCAGUUUCCUGGAUGUAAGCAGAAGCAAGAACCUUGCUUUGCAGGAAAUAUUUUAAUGUAACCAUCAAUAUCACUUGGAAUUUGUGGCAUAGAAUCAUUGCAUUUAAACACUACCUUGUCUUUAACUGAAGUUACACAGGAAACAUUUUGUCUUGCAUGAAGAAUUUGCCAGUUGACACAACACAGCCAUUUGGGACUGAGAAAGGUAGAGUUUCAUGAAUGGAUGAAUUCAGUAUAAAAAGGCUUGCAUGUUAGUUGUUCUUGUGGACAGACAAAAUUCCCUAAUUGACAUUAUUCAUGAGAAAUAGGUUUUGAUGCAGAAUUUAAGUCAGUGAUCCGAAUAACUUCUGAUGCCACAAUUGAAGAUGUAUUCUAAUUUUAGCGCUUAUACAUAAACAUAUUUCUAAAUGUUGCACAUAAUUAUUUGCAGACAGUGUUAUUGUCAUAGAAACUAAACUAGGCAACUCAGCCCUUGGAGUCUGAUUUGUGACCUUUUCUCGGCAAGGGUCAAGAUCAUCUGUUGUGCAACUUUCAAUUGUAUUCUGUCCUGGAGGAUUUUUGAAAGAGUUCCACUGCUGUGUUUGCAAUGAAGUACUUUCCAAUUUCCUCCAAAUAGCCUAGCUCUAAAUUUAAAAUUUGCCCUUUUUCCCCCACAGACCUUUCCCACCAGACCUAUCAUAGCAAAGAAUUCCUAAUGUUCAACUGCUUUGCUGUUGGACACUGAUGGUUAAGCAGUCCAGUAGGAAAAUCAAUAUUCCUGCAGAAUUUUCUGGCAUUUACUAGUUUCUUGCCAAUUAAGUAAAAUUGGAGAGAGUUUAGAAAGCACCAAAAAAUAUUGCUCACAUUUUGAAUCCAUU